GUGAAACCGCAAAACAUUUCACCAGCCGCUCGUUCAGCUCUUGCCAGUCUGCCAUGCCACCUACUUCCUCCAUGUUUUGUCAGCUUUAAACAUCGACAGAUCCUGCCCCCUGCUGUCGUCUUCAUUGCCGCGUCCCGCGGCGCACGAUCCAACUCGAUCUCACACGGUCGAACCAUACAACACUCACUGUCAGUCUGUCGCUGCACUGACGCAGCCGCUGUCCAGCGCGAACGGCGGCUCACGCGCGCUACUCCCAUCCCAUGGAGCCACAGCAGCUGCGGCUGCGAGUCCUGGACACCGUGCGCCUGUCGCCGCCACCCGCCCCGGCGCAGCCCGCGGUCCUCCCGCUCUCCGGCCUCGACGCCGACCGCAACGCGUUCGACGUCACCUUCCGCACGCUCCGCUUCUUCCCACCUCCCCCGCCGUCCAUCGAUGCCCACGCGGUCCUCCCGCCCGUGUUCGAGGCUGCGCUCGGCCUCUACCCGGCGCUCGCGGGCCGCCUCCGCCGCGAAGGCCACGUCGUGGUCGGCGCUGGCGCCGUGCCCCUCGUCCUCGCGGAGUCCGGGCUGUCGGCGGUCGACGUCGACACCGACUGCCCCGGCUCGGCGCUGCUCGACCGCCUCGCGCCGGGGGACGGCGACGCCGACGCGGAUACCCCGGCGCUCGCGCUCCAGGUCACUCGGUUCGCGUGCGGCGGCGUCGCGCUGGGGAUGCGGGUGGCGCACGCGCUGUGCGACGGCGCGGGCGCCACCAAGUUCCUCGCGGCCGCGGCGCGGUUCGCUUGGGGGCAGGGUCCGCCGGAGGUUGCGCUAGUGUGGGAGCGGCGGGAGCUGCUAGGGCCGAGGCGCCCGCCGCGAGUGGCGACGCAGGUGUUCGACCGCGUCCUCGCGCUCGACGGCGGCGUCGCGCGGCGCGGGCCGUACGGAACCGAUGUGGAACGGCGCGAACAGCAGCGUCUGCUCACGAGGGAAUGCUUCCACGUGAGCAACGCGCGCGUGGAGGCGCUCAGAGCGCGGAUCGCUGACGAGGCUGGCGUCAAGUUCACUUCCUUCGAGGUUGUCGCCGCGUUCAUAUGGCGCGCCAGGGUCAAGGCGAACGGGAGCAGCCCUGGCGAGGUGGUGAAGAUGGUGUACUCCAUGAACAUCAGCAAGCUCGUCGACCCGCCGCUCCCCGAUGGGUACUGGGGCAACGUGUGCGCCCCGGUGUACGUCGCGCUGGCCGCCUGCGACCUCGUCUCCCAGCCACUGGCCGCAACCGCCGCCCUGGUAAGGAAGAGCAAACAGGCCGUGGACGACGAGUACGUGCGAUCCUACGUCGACUUCCAGGAGGUGCACCGGCACGAUGGGAUCACGGCGGGCGCCGUGAGCGCGUUCACGGACUGGCGGCGGCUCGGACACGGGGAGGUGGAUUUCGGGUGGGGCGGCCCCGAGUCCGUGCUGCCGCUCUCGUGGAGGAUCCUCGGGAGCACAGAGCCGUGCUUCCUGAUACCCUACGGCGCCAGGGAUGAGCGCCGGCGGGAAGGGUUCAAGGUGUUCAUCGCGCUGCAGCGCACGUCGCUGGCUGGUUUCAGAGAGGAAAUUCAGGAGCUGCUGUUGCAACCGCAGCAGCAGGGUUCGGCGGGAAAGCUGUGAACUUGUUAGAGAUACGGGAAACAGAGUUAUCUGCAUCAAAUUUGAAUUUAAUCCUAAUCUGGAUGUAAUAAACAGUUUACAUAUGACGAUUUGUCAUUUGAUCCUAAAGUUAUGGACAGAAAACGAACUUA
Messenger RNA from Zea mays, 1762 nucleotides. Its product is annotated as 3'-N-debenzoyl-2'-deoxytaxol N-benzoyltransferase. The record is from RefSeq and is a predicted model, not a curated record. NCBI's taxonomy places the organism in Eukaryota, Viridiplantae, Streptophyta, Magnoliopsida, Poales, Poaceae. The transcript is spliced from 2 exons. Bases 261 to 1631 code for a protein of 456 amino acids.